AGGUCUGCAGCCAGAUUUCCUAACCCGGGCACCGCGCGCAGUAACGCUGCUUCCACUGCCCGCUCGAGGCUGAGACAUCAUUCCAGGCCUUGGGGGCUGGGGGGGGUCGGAGCGCAGUGUGGUCUGAGUCUGGGGCUCCCCAGCCGCCGAAUGCAAGACCCUCUCCACCCUCCUUUCCGUGUUGGUACCGGGACAAUUGCAGAGAUUACUGCAAUGUGUUGGGAGCCUAUGCGGAAAGUGACAGCACACGUCCUUGCAUUUCGUGCCCUUGCCCUCCAUCCCUAGCUGGGCGAGACAGGCCGCCGCGAGCCCUCCCGCAGCAGGUGCGGUGGGACUCUGCCGAAGCUGUCCCCGAGCGGCCGAGGCCCAGGCUUCCCAAGCACCAGAGUUGUUGAGACUGUUGAGUGUCUCUCUCUUCCACUUUGCUUUUAGCUUAGUGAUAAAAAAUAAAAAUAAAAACGAACCCUUUGAUGUUUUCCCUAGAUCCCGUAGCAAUAGAAAUCCAGAGUGGGGGAGGAAGGAACCCUGUAGGGGUCAAACAGUGCAUGAGCAGGUGUUCGGAGAAAGAACGGGUUUAGAUUUUUCUUGAGUGUUUCUGGCAAACAAAAGAACCAUGGCAUCAUUCAACAUUUAGUGAGUGUCGAUCUAUUCCUAAGUUUCAUUGUUUUACCUGUAGCUUCGAGAUAGCAGGAGAGGACCACUGGUCAUACUCUUAACAUGGAGUCCAAGAGCACCAGAAAAUGAGUGCAGAGUUAGUUCUAUCAUAUUGUCAGAAGCUGUUAGCAGAACUCUUUUCAGUCUAAACCUCCGGCUUUAGAUGCUGUCCUCUGCCCCGAUUCUUGGAAUCCGGACUCAAAUCCACCUCUACUCUCCACCCUCAACCCCCACCCCUUUGCUGCAAAGAAGUAUUACAGAGCAUGUCUCUGAGGAGGGUGUGUGGUGGGGGGGUGCAUACCUAUUUUGGGAGCGGUUCUGGGGCUUUGCAGAUGCUAAGCAUGUGUCCUACUGUUGCUCUACACCCACAACACCAAAUACAUUUUAAAGAGAUACAAAUAGUUAAUGAUUAGCAAAAAGAAACUAGACACCUGUAAUCUUAGCUACUCAGGAGGCAGAGAUCACGAGGAUCUCGGGUUCAAAGCCCGGGUUUUGCAAGACCCUAUCUCGAAAAAAUCCAUCAGAAAAAAGAGCUGGUGGAGUGACUCAAGGUGUAGGCCCUGAGUUCAAGUCCCAGUACUGAAAAAGAAAGAAAGAAACUAGAAGAGUUUAUAAUAUACUAUAAAUCACAAAAAGCAUUUUUUAUAUUAUGAAAUAACCAAAUUGAUUUCUGUAUUUUCCCUUAAUAGCCAUCAUAUGCAUAACAUGCUUACUUACUGCAAGUCUCAAAUUUAUUAGCAUGCAAAGUAAUAAUUUUUACAUUGGCUCAAAAAAUAUUUAUUAAGGAUAUACAAUUGCCAGGCACUAUUGAAAAAAAACCCACUAUCUUUAUUCCUAAGGCUCUUAUACUUUAAUAAAAGUGCAGAUACCUAAGACACCUAAAGAAUUGGUACUACAUGUUAUAUUUUCUGUACAGUUUUUAAUAGGUACUUUUUCAUUAAAACACACACCUUAUUGACUGUAAUUUUAAGUGUUCUCUAACAAGCACCUCAUAUAAUCAAAACUUUUAUUAUAGCUAAAUUUAAGUAUAUUGCAUUGUUUUCUUUCUUUGUCCUAGAACUCUGCCAUAUUGUUUUCUUUUCUUUUUUCCCAUGGUACUGGGUUUGAACUCAGAGCUUCAUGCUUGCUAGGCAGGUGCUCUACCACUUGAGCUAUCCCUCCAGCCCAUCAAAUGUUUCUUGAUUGUCAUGAAUAGCCAAUUAUUAAAAUUGUUAAUUCAUUUUAAAUCUGCUUGUUUUCCUAACACUGAAAGCAUAUUUUAUUGGUGUGAACUUUGUUUUUCUAAUUUUAUAGACAACUCUAAAGUAGCUAUACUUUUUCUUGCUUAUUUUAGGUUAUUUCAAAUAUUUCAUUUAUUUCCUCUGCUGAAGACAUUUGAAAAUAUUUCACAAAUGCCUUAUCAUUAUUAAAAUAAGUGUAUCUGCCCCAUAGCCUUUUCCCUCUUCUCACAGGUAACAAUCACUUCCAUAUCCUUUAUUCAAUCAGUCAACUGUUAUUUGUUAAAUAUCUGCCUUUUCUGAGAUUCUGUGGGUGACCUAACAUGGGUAAAAAAAGUAGAGGACAGUUGCCUUCCAGUUGAUUACAAUUUAAAUGAAUAAACAAUAUAUAUCUAACAUGUACAUGGCAAGACAAAUGUAGUAAAUAACCUAAAGGUGAGGCUGAUAAUAAAUGACAAAAGUUCAGUGGAAGAAAAGUCUGGUACCUUCAGCCUUCAAAAAAAAAAAAAUCUCAUUCCUUUACUAGUAUUGUUUGUAAGCUUCAUGGGAGUCUUAGUAUCAUACUUCUAGGGAAAUCUUUGCUAGACUAGACCAGAGAGUAGAACACAGGUCCUGAGGGUCAAAGUAUUUGCAUCCUGGUUUAGUCAGCACCCUAGCAACUAUUAUAAUCUAAUUCUUUAUGAUUAUGAAAGAUGGUAUUUAUUAAUUAAUCACCAAUCUCCUUGGCAUCUGUACUUAGUAUUGGGGAGCCCUCAGAGAUCGCUUAACCUAAGGACAGGUGUGCUCAGUGGCAGUGUAUAUGCCUAAAACUUCUUUGUUUCAGGCAGUUUGGAGCAUGUGAAUACACUCUGAGCCUUGAUGAGUUCCAGUAUGUGGUAUAUUAUGCAGAGCAUUCAGAGCAAAUACUCUCUCUCAGAGCGCUUAAUCCGAACAAUUGCUGCCAUCCGUUCCUUCCCACAUGAUAAUGUAGAGGACCUCAUCAGAGGGGGAGCAGAUGUGAACUGCACCCACGGCACACUGAAGCCCCUGCACUGUGCCUGUAUGGUGUCAGAUGCUGACUGUGUGGAGUUACUCCUAGAAAAAGGAGCUGAGGUGAAUGCCCUGGAUGGUUACAACCGAACAGCCCUCCACUAUGCAGCAGAGAAAGACGAGGCUUGUGUGGAGGUCCUUUUGGAGUAUGGUGCAAACCCCAAUUCACUGGAUGGCAACAGAGACACCCCACUUCACUGGGCAGCCUUUAAGAAUAAUGCUGAGUGUGUGCGGGCUCUCCUAGAGAGUGGGGCCUCUGUCAAUGCCCUGGAUUACAACAAUGAUACACCGCUCAGCUGGGCUGCCAUGAAGGGAAAUCUAGAGAGUGUCAGCAUCCUUCUUGAUUAUGGUGCCGAGGUCAGAGUCAUCAAUCUAAAAGGCCAGACACCAAUCUCCCGCCUGGUGGCUCUGCUUGUCAGGGGACUUGCAACAAAGAAAGAGGACUCCUGCUUUGAGCUCCUCCACAGAGCUGUUGGACACUUUGAGUUAAGGAAAAAUGGCACCAUGCCACGAGAAGUGGCCAAAGACCAGCAACUAUGUGAAAAACUGACUGUGCUGUGCUCAGCCCCAGGAACUCUAAAGACACUCUCCCGCUAUGCUGUGCGCCACAGCCUGGGACUCCAGUAUCUGCCUGAUGCUGUGAAGGGCCUUCCACUGCCAGCUUCUCUGAAGGAAUACCUGUUGCUUGUAGAAUAGCCUGGAAGAGAUAUUUGCACCAUCACACAGGCAACUGAGUGAGGUUUUCCCUGCAGUACUGUCUCUUUGUCAUGGAACACAGAAAGAACUUGUUCCUAUUGUGUGGUUUAUAGAUUUUUAGGCAACAUGCACAGCAGUAACCUCCACAUCACCUCCCCUCCCCAUACUAAGCAACCAAACCGAAAAAAAAAAAAAAA
Messenger RNA from Castor canadensis (American beaver), 3793 nucleotides. Lineage: Eukaryota; Metazoa; Chordata; Mammalia; Rodentia; Castoridae. The record is from RefSeq and is a predicted model, not a curated record.